AUGGCAACCAGCCGGCGCGCCGGACAACCACAGCUCCGGCUCCGGCCACCGCUUGCUCUUGAGGCGCCCGACGCGGGCUGGCGCUGCCCCGCGCUCCGCUUACGGCGGGGCCUCGAGGUGUAUAUAAGGCGGCGCGCGCGUCUUGGCUCCUGCAUUAUCCUCCUCCUCCUUCUUCCUAUUCCCUCCUCUUCCAUUCCCCUCUUCCAUCCCCCCCCUUCUCUUCCCCCUCCCUCCCCAACCAUGCCCUCCUCCACCAUUGCCACCGGACUUUCAACCCCGCAGGCGCCCCCCGCGCUCCCCGACAACGUCCUGGCGCUUUUCUCGCUCAAGGGAAAAGUCGCAUGCAUCUCCGGCGCCUCCUCCGGUAUCGGCCACGCCGUCGCGCGUGCUUUCGCGCAGGCCGGCGCAGACAUCGCCGUAUGGUACAACUCGCAUGACUCGCUGAUCCAAGACGCACAACAAUGGGCCGCCGAGUUCGGAGUUCGCGCCCGUGCAUACAAGUGCCCCGUCACCGACGAGGCACGCGUCAAGGCAACCAUCGCGCAGGUGGUGCAGGACUUUGGCCGCAUAGACGUGUUCGUAGCCAACGCCGGCGUGCCCUGGGAAAAGGGCCCGCUGUUGGAGGCCGAAGAGCGCGGCGAAGCCGCGGACGAAUGGCAGCGCGUGCUGCACACCGACUUCCAGGGCGUGUACUACUGCAGCAAGCACGCCGGCGCGGUGUUCAAACGCCAGGGCCGCGGGUCGCUGGUGAUCACGGCGUCGAUGUCGGGUCACGUGGUCAACGUCCCGCAGCUCCAGACCUGCUACAACGCGGUCAAGGCCGGCGUGCUGCACAUGGCGCGGUCGCUCGCGGUCGAAUGGGCCGGGUUUGCGCGCGUCAACACCGUGUCGCCCGGGUACAUCGCGACGCCGAUCUCGGUGUUUGCCGAGGACGCGACCAAGCAGCGGUGGCACGAGCUCACGCCGCUCGGCCGCGAGGGUCUGCCCCAGGAGCUGGUGGGCGCGUACCUGUACCUCGCGUCGGACGCGUCGACGUUCACGACGGGCAGCGACAUCGUGGUGGACGGCGGCUACUGCGCGAUGUAG
Lachancea fermentati is the source of this 1086-nucleotide messenger RNA. Lineage: Eukaryota; Fungi; Ascomycota; Saccharomycetes; Saccharomycetales; Saccharomycetaceae. The record is from the annotation of a GenBank genome assembly.